Messenger RNA from Microplitis mediator, 5083 nucleotides. It is a transcript of the gene l(3)72Dn, whose product is annotated as U3 small nucleolar RNA-associated protein 4 homolog. Gene Ontology annotation, biological process: maturation of SSU-rRNA from tricistronic rRNA transcript (SSU-rRNA, 5.8S rRNA, LSU-rRNA). Gene Ontology annotation, molecular function: protein binding; RNA binding. The record is from RefSeq and is a predicted model, not a curated record. NCBI's taxonomy places the organism in Eukaryota, Metazoa, Arthropoda, Insecta, Hymenoptera, Braconidae. Gene Ontology annotation, cellular component: t-UTP complex; small-subunit processome; 90S preribosome. The transcript has 6 exons. The coding region runs from base 119 to 2215 and encodes 698 amino acids.
GCCUUUGUCAUCCUUCAUCAGUUUACAUGUGCACGUGUUUUCAUAAUGUUUACGGCGACAGUGAAGUAAUAAAUAAAGUAUAUAAAAUAUAAAUAAAUAGAAAAUUUCAAUUAAAAUUAUGGCUUCAUACAAAAUACACAAUGUCCGUUUUUACAAUCUCGAACCCCGAUCGAUUUUUUGCCUCUGCUACGACAAAUACAGCAAAAAAUUAGCUCUUUCAAGAAACGAUAAUUCAAUAGAACUAUGGAAUGUAGCAAAUGCUCCGUUUCUUGAAUCAACAAUCGUGGAUCAUGAUGAAGAAUCCAUUGAAUCAAUGUUAUGGAUCAAUUCCAGCCGAUUAAUAUCGACCGGUCUCCGUGGUAUGAUUACCGAAUACAAUGUAUCAGCCCUCUGUAAAAAAUACGAAGUAGCUGUAACUGGAGGUGCUGCUUGGUGCAUCGACAUAAAUCCCAGCAAAACUCGUGUUGCCGUUGGUACCGAAGACGGUUACAUAAAUACCUUUACAAUUGCUGAAGAUUCACUGAUGUACGAGAGAAUUUUCGACAAACAAAAAGGCCGGAUACUCUGUAUCAAAUGGGACAACACCGGAGACAUAAUAUUCUCUGGAUCAGCAGACACUGUAAGAGUCUGGAACUCUAUUUCAGGUCAUGCGAUUCACAAAAUGACAACAGCACGUAAGCAUAUAAAAAAAGAAACAAUCGUAUGGUGUCUGGGUGUGACCAGUGACAAUUAUGUCGUAUCAGGAGAUUCUCGCGGUGUAUUAUCGAUUUGGGAUCCUAAUAUGGGCACACUUGUCGAGUCACAUGACAGUCAUACCGCAGAUAUACUGGCACUGACGAUAUCGCAAGAUUCUAAUGUUAUUUACUGUGCUGGUGUUGAUCCCGUGGUCCGGAGUUUUUCAAAAGUAACAAAAACAGCUGGUGGAAAAGGUACCGCUAGUUGGGUCAAAGGUAUUGAGAGACGUCUUCACAUGCACGAUGUCCGUGCACUUGUUGAAGCUGAUGGGAAAUUAUAUUCAGCUGGUGUUGAUGGUUACCUGGCACAAUCAAGUUAUCCUCCUAAAAUGCUCGCUAAAUAUCCGCCACUUUUGCAGCCAACUUGCGUAACAGUAUGUCCUAGAAGACGACGUAUAUUAUUACGUUACGUGGAUUAUUUAGAAUUAUGGGAGCUGGGUAAUGCGGCUGAAGACGCAUCAGUUACUGCUGGGAUGUUUCACUCAUUGCGAAGUGAGCCGAGAAAACUUUUAGAGCUUCGCACAAAAGGUCAAGAAACAAUUACAUCCUGUGCUGUUUCUAAAGACUCGGAAUUAAUUGUCUAUUCGACGGAAACCCACAUGAGGGUUUUCAAUUUUAGCAUUGAUGAUGAUGAUGAUGCACAUUUACAGAAAUCAACAGCAUCAAAAUUAUUAAAACGAGUUCAUAAAAUGUUAUUUAGUCCUAAUAGUAAAUUAUUUAUUGCAAACGUCUACGAUACUGACGGUGAUGAGGACAAUGACAAUGGAAAUAAAAUAUAUGUUUAUAAAAAAGUUGAUAAUCAGCUGAUGUUAGAGGGUUCAUUUAGUACAAGUGAACAAAAAAUAGAAAACAUUGGAUUGAUAUGUUUUUCUCCAGAUAGCAAGUACCUGAUAUGCUCGGAUCGAUGCGGUGGCAUAGUUGUGUAUAUUGUCGCUGAGUUGGCUUCAGGAUCACCCAGCUGGUGGCCGCUUCCAAGAUACACCUGUCCUCCGACCGCUAUGGCUGUACAGAAGAGCACGUCCAAUCUCGUUGUCGUGUACUCUGAUCAUAAGAUAAUCGAGUAUAAUUUACCGAGGAGGCAGUACACUGAAUUUUCAAACAACUUGCAGAGUAAAAUACCAACUCACUGGCUAGCGAGACCUUUUCCCAUAACAAAUAUCACCUUUGAUCCUAACAAUGAUAGCGUUAUAAUUCUUCAUGACGAUACUACUGUCUAUGCGUUACACAAAAACAAAGAUUUAUCGCUGAUGGAGAAAGGCAGUAAAAUCAGAAAACACGGUACUGGUGAAGACGACAGUAGAUCCAGCUCGGGAUCAAGCUCUCAGACGCAAUCUGUUUUUCAAUCGAUUAAAAAAUAUAAGCAUCUGGUGCAUUUUGAAUGGUUUAAUAACGAAGAAAUGGUUGCUGUUGAAGUAAAUCCCAUUUCACUGACAGAAAAAUUACCACCGACGUUAAAACAAAAAUGUUAUGGUGUCAUGUAAAUUUUAAUAAAUUUUAUUUAAUUUUACUAAUACUUGUAAUUAAAAUAAUUGUUAUUUAUCAUUCAACCGAGAAUAAUAAAUUUUUGGUGGGCCAAAUCCUCUGGUGAAGACGUAAUGAUUGUAUUUUUUGGUGAGAUAUGCAAACGCCCGAAAAUUUCAAGAUUAUGCUCGGGUUGCGAUGAUCUCCAGCCAACUGUAGCAGAACUUGUCCGGGGAAUAACCGGCGAUGGCUUCACUGCUUCUGGCGGUAUUAAGUUCCGCUCAAAUGAUUUAUUUGCGGCCAGUAAUUUCUCCUUAAGCUCACCGACUCUCGAUUCACCGAGGUAUUCCUCAACCAACUAUUAAUAACAAAAAAAAAAGAAAAAAAAUAUGAGCUCUUAAUUUUUUUCUUUCAUUAUUGAUUUUUAAAAAAUAUACCCUCUUGACAUUUUCACCAGACAGAUGAUCAAACCGUUUCCAAUUUUUUUCAGCUUUCUUUUCAAUCCAUAUCAACUCCUUACUAACGUCACAUCAUCAGCCAUAACAAAAACAACAAUUAUUAUUAAAUGAAAGUAAUCAAGUAAUUUAAAAAAAAAAUAUAAAUAUUUACAUCACUACCUCGUGUUAUCAGAACUCACAAGAUCCUGACAUCUGUCUGCUGUCGUGUUGUCAGCAGCAGCAGCAGCAGCAAAAGCAGCAUCAACGAAAAUGAUUUUAGCAGAUAAAUGUUGGGUAGCAGAGAGUAUGAUAAUUAAUGAUUUAUAUCUCUAGAAUUUGCUGCACUACACUCAUCUCGAUGUAAGUCCGCAAGAAUAAUUUAUUAAAGUGCUUCCGUUGAGCUCUGCAAUACAAUUUUACUAGUCUGACACAUUUAACUGCAUCAUCAAAAACAUAUAAAUGUCAAAAGAACCAUCUCAAUGAUAAAUAAUUAUUUACUCAGAAUAAUAUAUUCUCUGGGUGUGUUUUUUAUUGUUACAUAAAAGCUAAAUUUAUAAAAUUAUAAAUAAAAAUAAUGAAUAUAAUUUUGGAGCUGAGUCCUGAUUGAAUUUCCUCCGAGUGGUUAAUGCUGUUUUGGAGUAUUGGAUUUUGGAGCCGUGAUAGGAAAUCAAAUCAGUAUCGCAGUCACACGGCGCCAAGGUAAGACAGGAUAUAUGUAUAUAUUUAAUAUAUAAUAAUAAUAAUAAUAGUAAUAAUGAUGAUUAUAAGAAAGCAUAUCUAGAGAAUGAGAAAAAGGUAUAUAAGAAGAAAGAGUAGUAAGCGUUAAUUGUAUAAAAGCAUCAGAGACAGACGCUCUGGUACAUAUCUCUCUACUUGGAGGAAAACAAAAUUAGCACGAUAGAUACGACGCCGUGUUGGCGCGGUUGAUACGAAGUAAAGGGCUGAAGAAGAAGAACGAAGAAGCAUCAUCAGAAUAUUGCCAUCGGCACAGCACUUAGCUCGCCUUGGCUCCCAUCCGCGAGAACAUUAAAUCCCGAGAAGAACCGAGCAGUCGCGAAUUCAUCCGAUAAUCACCGAGAAUAAGCGGAAAAUGUUGGUGUGGCGUUGAGCGUCGCGACGGCGCUGAAUCCUGUGCUCUUAAGCUCAACACACCAGUGCCAUUCGACUACAUACGACAGCAAACUUGCUGCAUAUCAUCCCGGUUAUCAUUUUUUUACUCGCGGCUUACAUAUAUGUAUAGUUUUAUUUAUUUUUUUAGUUGGUUUUAAAACCUAAGACCGGGCAUUAUUUAUUUCUCGCUCCAACCAGAGACCGCGAGACCCGCAACCAGAGAGAGAAAGAGUUACUGGGCAUCUGUUUGUUACUGGUUUUGUUACACUAUACCUGUUUAAUACUGGUCAUGUAUAUAUAUAAAUAUAUUAUGUACGCUGUAUAGUCUUCACGAAACACACAUGGUGUGGUGGCGGUGGAGGAGGAGGAGGACGGUGUAUUGCGGUGGGUUUAAACAGUGUGUGGAUAUCAUCAAGACGACACAACGUCACACCACGCGGCUCGGUUAGCCGUGUGCAUACAUGUACACAUCCACAUGUCCACACAUUAUGUUACACACAUGUGAAACACAUCCAUAACACAAUAUACACACAUGCACACACGCAUGCGCGUACAAAAAAACCUCAACUUCCCCUUUACUUUAUACUUAUUCGAAAUGAUACAUCCGUAAGACUCGAAUUGCAUCUUGGAUCACGACAUCAUACAUACAACAAGAGUUAUAAAGUAAUAAAUAAAAAAACAACCGGGAGGAGAGUGAACGACCGGGCGGGGAGGAAACAAAAAGAGCGAGAUUGAGAAGAGAGUGAGUGAGUGAGAGGUGGACACGGCAAUACUCUGCGACGAUAAACCACAUAAGCAAGUUUUCCGGAUUAAAUAUUGUGCCGAUGAGCUACAACUGUUCAAGUCAACGGUGGACAAAGAAGAAAAUUAUCUUUUUUAUCUUGCUCACAAGAUUGCCACCGCCACCGCUGCCACUGCUAGAGCUCGGGGAAUCGACGACCAGUGAAGAAGGAAGUAGUAGUAUACAAUCUGAAUAUAACGAAGAAGAGACUGGGAAAGAUAAUUAAAAAGGAAUGAUGCCAAAAAGAAAUAUCUUGAAUGUUUUGACUAGUAAAACUACUAUUACUACUACAAUUGUAAAUUAAAAGGCACAACUAUGACGACAACUCGGUCAGAGUUGAAACCGCUUGUCACUUGGUCCUUCUGCCAAGUGCCAUGAUGACAGCCACUAAAGUCUAUCAUGAUAAUUCACAUUUACGUCUAUCGCAGGUCCUAACUAUCGGGAAAAAUUCACCGUCAACUACUUGCACUUCUGCAACCACGAUAACGCGGCAUUGUAAUAAAGAAAUGCCGGAAUUGACGAUUAUUAAUAACAAUAGUAAUAAUAAUAAUAAAAUAAUA